ACAAUUUGAAGAAGAUCCUUCAGAAAGUGGUUGACUAUUACAGUGAGGUUUUAGCUCAGGACAUUUCUUACUUCCCUUUGCCGGACAUGUCACUAGUAGCAGAGCACUCUGAGCCAGAGGAGAUGGGAAGGUUGCUGCAGCUCAUACUGGGCUGUGCUGUCAGAUGUGAGCAACAACAAGAAUACAUUCAGAUAAUCAUGACCAUGGAGGAGUCUGUGCAGCAUGUUGUUAUGAAAGCCAUCCAGGAGCUCAUGAAAAAAGAUAAUGCAACAACAUUAGGAACCGAGCUGUCAGGGGAUCCAGAGCAGCAGGUGAAGAAGCUCCUGGAGGACCUUUCUGAACUCAUGUCAGAAAAGGAAGCCUUGGCUCAACGCUGUCAAGAGCUGGAUUUACAGGUGGCCGUUCUUCUAGAGGAAAGAAACAGCCUCUUGGCUGAGAACGAUGUCCUAACGGACCGCACCAGCCAGCUAGACACGUUUGAUGACCCGAGCACACCAUCGGGAAGGAAACACAGUCAGCUGCAGCAGCAACUGGAGAGUCUGCAGGAGGAGAAUUUCAGACUGGAGGCUGCCAAGGAUGACUACCGGAUCCACUGUGAGGAGCUGGAGAAGCAGCUGAUUGAGCUUCAGCAUCGUAAUGAUGAGCUUACCAGCCUGGCAGAGGAAUCACGGGCUCUGAAAGAUGAACUGGAUGUUUUGAGGAACUGCUCAGACAGAGUGGUGAUGCUGGAAGCAUCGGUGGAAACAUACAAGCGGAAGCUGGAGAAUCUUGGCGAUCUGAAGAGGCAGAUGAAGCUUUUGGAGGAGAAUAACAUGACCUACAUGCAGAACAGCGUCACUCUGGAGGAGGAGCUACGCAAAGCAAAUGCUGCCCGCGCACAGCUGGAGUCAUACAAAAGACAGGUUCAGGACCUCCACAGUAAGCUUUCUGAGGAAACCAGGCGAGCAGACAACAUGGCGUUUGAGAUGAAAAAGCUGGAAGAAAAGCAUGAAACUGUGUUAAAAGAAAAGGAGCGGAUCAUUAUUGAGCGAGAUUCUCUGAAGGAAAUCAACGAGGAGCUGCGAUGUGCUCAGGUUCAACAGCACCAGCUCUCACAGCCAGGGAUCCUUCCCUCUGGCAGCCCCAGCCAUGAAAACCUUGCAGCUGAGUUGAUUCCCAUUGAAAUCAGAGAGAAGUUCUUCAGACUUCAGCAUGAGAACAAGAUGUUGCGGGUGCAGCAGGAGGAAUAUGAACAGGAGAGGAUCGCCACCCUGCAGGUUCAGCUGAGAGAAGCUGAGAAGACUCACAGUAAACUGGACACAGAGAACAGACUGAGCCGGGAGCGAAUCAGUGAGCUGCAGCAGCAGGUGGAGGACCUCCAGAGGGCGCUGCAGAGUCAGGCUGCCAAACCAGAUGAUUCAAACCUGAAGAGGAAACUGGACGCCCACAUGUCCCAGCUCAACGAGGCUCAAGAUGAAAUCAUGAAGAAGAAGGAGCUUCUGGAGGAUCUCCAGCCUGACAACACUCAGACAUCUUUGAGGGUGGAUGAGCUGAUGGCAGCCCUGAAGAAGAAGGAUGACGACAUGCGGGCCAUGGAAGAGAGGUACAAGAUGUAUCUGGAGAAGGCUCGCAAUGUAAUACGAGCUUUGGACCCCAAGCUGAAUCCUGCCACUGCUGAGAUCCAGGCUCUUAGAAACCAAGUGGCAGAUCGGGACAAGCAGAUCCUCAACCUCGAACGUCUAUGUGAGCAGGCCAGGCUGAAGGAGGUCGAGGAGAAGCUCAUUGUUACAGCUUGGUAUAACAAGAGUUUGGGCUUUCAGAAGUUGGCCAUGGAAUCCCGCCUCGGAGGCCGCGCUGCCUCCAUGUUCUCCCCUGGCCAGUCCUUUCUGACGCAGCAGAGGCAAGUCUCAAACGCCCCGCGCAGGGAUUCCUCCAUCAGCGCUCCCACCACUACCUCCAAGUAGACUGUGUCACAUCAGUUAAACAAGGCAAAAACACGCAUUAUGAGCACCCAAGUGACCUUAAACACAUCUGCUGUCUGCCUUUGAGGUGGAUCGCACUGCGUGGGAUCAGUGAGCACUGAUCAGACGGGUACCUGUCUAAGGUAGAAGCAGUGAGGUUAUACCCUGCCGUGCUUCAGCCUGAAGGACUUCACCCCAGACUCCACCUCACAAGCCAAAGCCAGAUGUAGAUUUUCUAUCACUGUCUACAUGUUUGGAACAAAGUACUUUUAGAAAUGAAGUCUAUUAUAGUUUUAGUUUUGCUUUAGAGUGACAUUUAAGUUGCGAAGCCAAUCAGAUUUUAUGUGUAAAUACUUAAGAAAUGCACCAUAACGCUGCACACGCAAUCCAGCAGAAUAAAUAAUCUUAAAUCCAGCCAUAUCUGGUGCGGGCCACCAAGGACUUCUAAGCAUUUAGCAACAAGCGCUGCCAGUUUGUUUUCUUUUUCCUUAAAAUUGAAGACUCAUUCACAUCAAUGACAAAAUAAAAAAAAAAUGAAUGAAAUCAGAAUAGUCAUUUUUCUCCAUCUGCUUUAAACUGGAGCUGAGAGGCUCUUUUUGUUUGCUGUAUAUCCUGAUUCUUAUGUGUAAUAGUUAUUAAUAGAAAAAUGAAUGAUUCAACACCAGCUUUUAAAAACAACAAUCACAAACAGAAAGGUUUUAAUAAUUGUAGUCAAAGUUUUAUCUAAGAAUGUUGAUUAUUUUUAAAUAAAGUUAGACAUUCACACUAAAGCUUAUUAAUCUACCACCUGGCUGUUCAAUAUAAACAGGAAACAUUAGUGUAUUUAUGUGUUUUUUUUUUCAUGUUCAAUGUGAUUUUAUUGUGACUUUUUGUGAUGGGCCAUCGUAACAUAGAGCUUUAUUGUUAAUUAAAAAGAGAAAUUAUUUCUAACUUUUAAAUUUUUACAACAUCUGUAAGGUAUAGACUGCAAAUGCUUCCAUUCCUGCCGAACCAUCGGUGGGAUUUCCAUCUGGUUGUGGUCGUUUCUAGGUUGAACGCUCUAAGGCGUGAACCCAAACCAUUUAAUCACUGCUCUGAAUGUAGGUUUAGGUUUACUUUCCUGCUAAAAGGAAAACCUGGUCCUCAGUCUGAAGUCCUUCUCUGCCAGGAUCGCCCUACGUUUAGCAGCAUUUAAACCUGCAGGUAAAUGUAACCCCACAGCAUGGUGCUGCCACCACUACUUUGUAACGUUGAUGGUGAGUUGUACGCCAAACAUGGGGUUUUACAGGCUAACACCACCUCUAUCAUGCAUAAAGGACUGAUAGCGAGGCUGGAUUCUAUUUGGGGUUAUGGGUAAAGCAGUGAAUAAAUGCUUUCCCCACUUUUUUAAGCUUAUUUUGUAUGUGUGCUAAUACUUCCGCUUUAUAUUAAUGCUUUAUUUUAUGUUGCUCCUUUCACAAAAAGUCCUGAGUAAAAUGUUUGUGGAUUUAAUAAAGUGAAUGAAAGCUUCUACAAGUCAUUGCAAGCUGUUCAGGUUUGGCGUGUUCUUGCCUUUUCACUCUAUAUGCUGUGAGCUGCGCCUCAGAGAUCUGCUGUAAUAUGACCACAUGAUUUAGAGAUCUAUGUCUCCUGAUCCUCUUUAUUUUUCUUGAAAAUUGCUGAUUAUAAAAAUAAAACAAGGUACAAUCAAGGGUAGAACAACAGCCUGCAUUAUGCUAAAUGUUUGUUUGUAAUUUAUUAAAUAAAUGUUUAAUGGAAUUCAGAAAUUGGAAGUUUUUGUUCUCUAAAUAAAUUUG
Molecule: messenger RNA, 3715 nt
Organism: Cyprinodon variegatus (sheepshead minnow)
Lineage: Eukaryota; Metazoa; Chordata; Actinopteri; Cyprinodontiformes; Cyprinodontidae
Gene: hook1
Product: hook microtubule-tethering protein 1
Exons: 19
Coding region: 87-1943 (618 amino acids)
Biological process (GO): cytoplasmic microtubule organization; cytoskeleton-dependent intracellular transport
Cellular component (GO): centrosome; cytoplasm
Molecular function (GO): dynein light intermediate chain binding; microtubule binding
Source: RefSeq, a predicted model, not a curated record